AUGGAUGAUGAAUUUAAUAUAACAUAUAUAACUCUUGAUGGGUAUGUGGAGUUGGACAAAUACAGGUAUAUAUAUAUUUGUAUUAUGUUUAUAGUAUAUAUUCUUACAAUCUUCUGUAACGUCAGCAUUUUGUAUACUAUCUGGAUACACAAUGACCUUCAUGAGCCUAUGUACAUUUUCAUUGCAGGUUUGCUAGUGAACUCUGUUUUUUACAGCACUAUUAUGUACCCAAAGUUAUUAGCUGACUUUUUAUCUGAAAAACGGACCAUAUCUUAUCCAACAUGUCUCUUUCAGUUUUUUAUAUAUUACUCAUUAAGUGCUUCAGAUUUCUUACUGUUGUCAACCAUGGCCUAUGACAGGUAUGUGUCCAUAUGUAAACCUCUGCAAUAUCCAACCAUCAUGCGUAAAACCACCGUGAUUAUUCUGCUGGUUUUAGCCUGGGCUGCUCCCGCUUGUCAUAUGGCAGCGGAAGUAAUCCUGAGGGCUAAUAUGAAACUCUGUCAUUUUAAUUUAAGUGGGAUUUUUUGUAACAAUUCAAUUUACAGUCUAUUCUGUGUGACUCCAAGUUCACUCACCAUAUUUAGUUUUUUUGCUCUGCUGAACAUGGGACUUUUACCUUUUGUCUUUAUAAUUUUUACUUACACCAGGAUCCUCAUAAUAACUUAUCGGAGCAGUCGAGAAGUCAAGAACAAAGCUGCACAGACCUGUUUACCUCACAUCAUUGUUUUAAUCAGCUUUUGCUGUUUGUGUGCGUACGAUGUCAUUACAGCUCGACUGGAAUCUGAUGUUCCAAAAACUGUUCGAUCGAUAAUUACUUUGCAAGCAUUUUUAUAUUAUCCUCUGUUCAAUCCAGUCAUAUAUGGACUGAAAAUGAAGGAAAUCUCUAAACAUCUGAAGAAGUUGUUCUGUCAAGCCAAAGUGAUCUAA
Messenger RNA from Larimichthys crocea (large yellow croaker), 927 nucleotides. Its product is annotated as olfactory receptor 4D6-like. The transcript has a single exon. The coding region runs from base 1 to 927 and encodes 308 amino acids. Lineage: Eukaryota; Metazoa; Chordata; Actinopteri; Sciaenidae. Gene Ontology annotation, molecular function: odorant binding; G protein-coupled receptor activity; olfactory receptor activity. The record is from RefSeq and is a predicted model, not a curated record. Gene Ontology annotation, biological process: G protein-coupled receptor signaling pathway; detection of chemical stimulus involved in sensory perception of smell. Gene Ontology annotation, cellular component: membrane.